Eriocheir sinensis (Chinese mitten crab) is the source of this 7741-nucleotide messenger RNA. RefSeq names its product serine/threonine-protein kinase OSR1-like (gene fray). The record is from RefSeq and is a predicted model, not a curated record. The coding region runs from base 862 to 3258 and encodes 798 amino acids. Lineage: Eukaryota; Metazoa; Arthropoda; Malacostraca; Decapoda; Varunidae. Gene Ontology annotation, biological process: protein phosphorylation. The transcript has 16 exons. Gene Ontology annotation, molecular function: protein serine/threonine kinase activity; ATP binding.
GGCAUUGGUAGUGAGAGGUCGUGCGCGUCCGCCUCUCCGCUGCCCUGUGUGUACCGUUUUGCAUGUACGGGUUUUGUGGGUCAUUCACGCACAUAGACGUACAUAGAGCGGGUUCAAUAGAUUGCUGAGGGUCUGUUGUCGUGUGUGAGCGUGUGUGCCAGGUGUUGCAAUGAAAAUGGAGGAUACCAAGUGAACGAAGGAAGGAAAGAAGGAAGGAAGGAAGGAAGGAACCCGCCCUACCCCUCUCCUCAUCCUCAUUUUUUUUUCCUCUUUCUUUUCAUAGUUUAAUUUUUUCUCCUCCUCUUUUUCUUUGUUCUUUUUCCUCUUAGUUCUCCUUCUAUUUUGUUUUCUUCUUCCUCUUUUUUUUCUUCUUUUUGUUUAUUCAUUUUUUCUCUUGUUCUUGUUCUUUUUGUUCUUGUUCUUGUUCUAGUUUUUUGCUUUUCGUUUUCUUCUUCUUCUCCUUCUCCUUUUUUUUCUUUUUUUUCUUCUUCUUCUUUUUCUUCUUCUUCUUUUUCUUCUUCUUCUUCUUCUUUUUCUUCUUCUUCACUGGUAUUGUUUUCCCCUGUGUUGCGUCCCUUGAUACCUCCUUAUCCUCCUCCUCCUCCUCCUCCUCCUCCUCCUCCUCCUCCUCUUGUGUUUGUGUCUGACGGAAAAAUCAAAGUGCUGUGGAGAGAAAAACAAGAAAGAGAAAGAGAGAAACAAAAUCCCAAGAAAUAAAAACGGAAAAAAAGUAAAUACACGGAAAAUAAAGAAAAAUAAAGAAAAGAAAAGGAGGUAAAGGAAGAGGUGAAGCAAAGGAAGAAAACAAAGGAAGAUUCACCUGUGAUUUUCUUCUCCAGGUGAAGACAAAGGAAUUUAAAGAUGUCGAAUAUUGUGGCACAGCGCGUCAUGUCCAGCCCCGGCCCCGGAACACAGGACAUGAACAAGACCCGGAUCGCCCGCCGGAGGAGUGACCCAGCGCCCGCCCCCUCCUCCACGUCCCCGUCCGCGUCCCCUUCGUCGAGGCGGCCAAGGGUGUUUAGCGGACGAAGGAAAAUAACCCCGGGCCUGAUGCCACCGGGGUCGCCAGGAACAUACCGUAAAAAAUCAUCCUCGUUGGAGCUGCCGGCGGCUCUCCAGCAGCUGCCCCGUCCACACCGCCCCAGCCUGUGUGACACCAAGAUGGCCGAAGACAAGCCAUGGCCCAACACAAAGGAGGAUUACGACCUGAGGGAAGUGAUUGGUAUCGGGGCCACAGCCGUCGUCCACUCAGCGCUGUGCAUCCCCCGCAGCGAAAAGUGUGCCAUUAAGAGGAUAAACUUAGAAAAAUGGAACACGAGUAUGGACGAGCUGCUGAAGGAGAUCCAGGCGAUGUCCUUGUGCCACCAUGAGAAUGUUGUCACCUACUACACAUCCUUCGUAGUCAAGGAGGAGCUCUGGCUCGUCCUCAAACUCCUGGGGGGCGGCUCACUUCUCGACAUCAUCAAACACAGCAGAUGGCAAGACAACAAGCACAGGACGAAGACGACCGACUGCAAGCAUGGCGUGUUUGACGAAGCGGUGAUCGCCACGGCACUGCGGGAGGUGCUGAAGGGGCUUGAAUACUUCCACAACAACGGACAGAUCCACAGAGACAUCAAGGCCGGGAACAUCCUGCUGGGGGAGGACGGGGUGGUUCAGAUCGCUGACUUCGGGGUGAGCGCUUGGCUGUCCACGGGCGGCGACCUCUCCCGACAGAAGUCCCGACACACCUUCGUAGGGACACCAUGUUGGAUGGCGCCUGAAGUCAUGGAACAGGUGUCAGGUUACGACUUCAAGGCUGACAUCUGGUCCUUCGGCAUCACGUGUAUCGAGAUGGUGACCGGCACAGCGCCCUACCACAAGUAUCCGCCCAUGAAGGUGCUGAUGCUGACCCUACAGAACGACCCACCGACCUUGGAGACGGGUGCAGAGGAGAAGGACCAAUACAAGAGUUACGGCAAGGCCAUCCGCAAGCUGAUCACCGACUGCCUACAAAAGGACCCCACCAAACGCCCUACUGCCUUGGAGCUGCUCAAACACCCCUUCUUCAAGAAAGCCAAGGACAAGAAGUAUCUCCAGAGUGUCUUGCUGCAGGGAGGGCCGUCCAUAGAAGAGAGAGUAUCUAAGCAGUCCCGCAGCAGACAACCCGGCACCUCGGGGAGACUCCACCGGACGCAGAGUGGCGACUGGGUGUGGUCCAGUGACGAGGAGGACGACAAGGAUGGAGACGAGGCGGACAAGAUCUCCACCAGCAGUAGUGAAAGUAGUGGCGAAAAACAACAGCAGCAGCAGUCAACGUCACAGAGCUCCACACGCUCCGACACAUCACAGUCCUCCACACAGCAGCCUCAGGUCACGCCGCAGCCACCUAAGACGCAGGAACAUCCACAACAGCAGCAGCAGCAGCAGCCCCCCGCAUCAUCUCAGUCCACCCCUCCCGCCUCACAGUCCAGCCCAGUCACCGCAGCACCCACGCCACAGCAGUCCAUCCCGCCACAGCAGGAAGGGUUACCGCAGCAGCCACUCCUCAUCCAGCAACAGCCGCAGCCUCCGCUCAGCUACCAGCCCCAGGUCAUGCCACAGUUAGCGGGUGGCAUUCCCCCACAGUCCUAUCCCCUUCAGUACCAACAGCAAGUAGCUGCACCACAGCAGGUCCUCCCACACAUGGCACAGCAGCACCCACAGCAGCUACCUCCACAGGUGUACCCACUUCAGCACAUCCCACAGCAGCCUAUGGGAAUGGUGCAACAGCAGAUGCCUGGCAUGGUGGCCGUGAGUGGCAUGGUGCCCGACAUGAUGAUGGCAGCCCCCAUGGCGCCGGUCGUGCCCACAAGCAUACCGCAGGGCAUGGCAUACUCCCAGCCCGUGGCCGACCCCAGCAUGCCCCUGUCCAUGGCCCAGGUGCCUCAGGGCGUGACUGAGGGCUACGUGACGGGCCCAGUCCAGCAGGUGUCCUUGGAGAAUGAACCCAUUAACCUGGUGCUAAGGGUCAGGAACCAAAGGAGAGAGCUCAACGAUAUCCGGUUUGAGUUCAGCGUUGGACGAGACACCUCCGAGGGCGUCGCGUCAGAGCUGGUGGCGGCCGGGCUGGUGGACGGACGGGACCUUGUGGUGAUCGCCGCCAACCUGGACAAAAUCACCCAACACCCCGAGCUUGGCCAGAACCUUACCUUCAGAUUGAACUCUGAGUGUGAGGCGACCGAGACGCCUGACGACAAGGCGUUAAUAGGGUUCGCGCAGCUCACCAUCUCGGACUGACGGGGGGGCGAGGUCCUCCCCCUCCAGGGCUCCCCGGGCACCAGGAGGGCCUGAGGCACCCCCGUGGGAGGCCGCCACCGCUGCCGCCCCCGUGUGAUUAAUGAUCAAAAUCCUCUUUUUACAUUAUUCUUGUCCGAGCUGUGAGGUGUGAGGAGGGAGGGAAGGAAGGAGGGGAGAGGGAGGGUGUGUAGGCUGACCUAACAUUCAGUACAGUGGAGCCUCGGUUCUCAAACUUAAUUCGUUCCUUAAGGUUCAGAAACCAGUUUGUUUGAAAACUGAAACCAUUCUCCUGCAAGAAUUAAUGUGAAAUGGAUUAAUCCAUUACAGAACCCCCAAAUGAUUGCUUAUUCAAACCUUUAUAACAGUACUUCAUGUGUAAAUUCAUAUUCAUACACUUGUACAUCAAACUGUAGGCCUGUAAACUGGUAAAGUAGCGAGUCUGGCAACUGAGGGGGAAGUGUGGGUAGGCUGGGGCAGUGUUACCGGAUUAUCUUACUCCGCAAAUUGUAUUUUUUGGUUUCUGACCCACAACUAUUGCAAAAAACAUAAGGUUUUAACGGUUUUAACAACAACUUAUUGAAUAUCCUAAUUUGUGUCAUCUUGGAGUGUUGAUGUCACCCUGGCCGUAUAUCCCAGGACCAGCCUCAGACGCACUCUAGUCUAUAACUUGAACUCAAUGGAAAGUAUUGCGUAGACUCUCCAGGUGUCCGAGUGUGGCGCUGCGUGUAUAUCCAAUAUGCUCCAUUUGAUAGGGAGUCUGCAUCAUAACUGACUCCCUCCCAUCGUACGUCUCGGCCGGCAGAGCACUUGGUUGUCGGCUUGCCUGUCCUGAAACCAGUGCAUCUUAUGUUCUGAAAAUAUGUUCGGGAACUGCUUUGUUUGAGAAGUCGUUCGAAAAGCGAGGUUCCACUGUACACAUGUAUAAACAGUAUGUAUAAGAUUGCAACAUGUUCUGUGAUGCGUAAUGGAAGGCUUUGAUCUUCCUGUGUAGGGAACAUUAUUCUCUCUCUUGCUCGGCAUAAACAGUGAGUUGCUUCAGUGCAAUAAUGAAAGUGACAGGUACAUGCACACACUCAGACACACACACACACACACACACACACACACACACACACACACACACAUAUGUUGGAACACUCGCUCACACUUUCCCCAGUCUUCAGUUUUGCCGGCUGCCCAAGACAGGAGUGGUUGUUGCCUUCAGUCAUUUGUUAUUGGUACACAAAAUGGUUUAAUUUGUAAGUGUUUUCAAGCACAGAUAUUGGUUUCCUUGUCAUAGGUUCAGUAGUGUGUGUGUGUGUGUGUGUGUGUGUGUUUGCUCCUAAAGCCUAGAGGAAGACAGGCUGCCCACACAAUGCAUAUUCUCAUCAACACUCUGCAUCGCCAUUGGACGAGAAGCAUUUCGGAUCAUUCACUAGCAUAAGACGGUAACGUAGUCGCUUGUUGCUUCUAGAUUCGUCACUCAGGGCGGCUGGCUAAGCUGCGGCCACUUGUAAAACCAUAAUCCUGUCACCCGCAAGGAAUUUACGAGAAUAUGUGUGUAUAUAUAUAAAUAACUUUCUUUUUUGAGUUGGUUUGGUCGAGUCAUUGACUACUGGUGGACCUUGUUUUACAGUAUUCCUUUUCACAUAGUCUUUGUCAUUUCUCUCAUCACCUUUAACGGCUGUAAUUUAUCAUGUUGAUCACGGCUUACCAGUAGAGCCAGCAGGAAUAUUCUUUGUGUAAGAUGUAGGUUAUACUUUCCAGAAAGACGACAUUCUUCAGGUAUAUUCGGUGAUACGUAGUGUGACUCGGAGGAUGGCCGUUGCAUAAAACAACCGACUCUUUAAGACCCUCGUUUGUGCCCCUACUCUUCGACUUGUGAACUUAGCAUGUUUUGGCAGACCUCGUUUCAUUAGCUUUCAUUGUAUUCCUUGCAAGAGAUUUCACCGAGCAUGACAAUAGUGUUCAUUUGCUAGUGUCAUAGAACAACUACUGUAACUACUACUACUUCUACUGCUUGCUCAUUCCUUCUCUCCUCCCAUAUACCUUCCUCUUUGAUGUUCCCUUUCCAAGUUUUCAUAUUACUAAUACUUCUGCUACUUCUACUUCUUGCUCCUUCUUUCCGUCUCCCAUUUUCCUUUCUUCUCUUCCUCUUUUGAUAUUCUUUCCUUUCCAGUUUUUCUUUCUAUUUCUUCUUUUUCUUCAGACGCCUACUUCCAGUAUUCUCCGGCGUGUUAACUCAGCCCAUUGUGGCGUUUAUUAUAUGUAUGGAGAUGUUAUAUUCCUUGCAAGUCCAUCCUUUUGCCACGCUCAGAAAUGGUGUUUGCCUCUGUUGCCUCACGUGCCCAUGGGUGUGUCUGUUGACCGGCCACUUGCCAGCAUCAAAACAGCAUAUUUUGGCAAACACAUUUUAACUAUCUUUUUUUUCCUUCAUUUAUUUCAUUUUCAUUAUUUGCAUCACAACCUUUUUCUCAUACUUUUGAUAUCAUGUUCAAAUUCAAUGACACAAUUUUUUUCGGAAAUUCUUGUAUAAAAUUCACUUUUCCCAUAAGUUCUUUUGCUUGUCAAACACUAAUUUUGUCCAGUGUGAUACGAUAUCUGACAUAAGUUUCUGCGUUGGACACGAGGCCGCUGUAUUUGAUUUUAUUGGGCGAGUUGAUAACUUACCUAUUGACAUACUUUUGGAUGUAACGUCUUGGUGUCCCCAUCCACCGGUUCGUCGAGUCGAGAGUUUACGGAACACCUGUAAAAACGUGUGGUGAGAGUCGUUGGUCCAGUCAGUUGUAUGUUUGACGGAGUGCAUGUUGCGUUCACUUCUGAAGGGUCUGUUGCUCACUCUUUUAAGUUCCUCAUGUGUUUGUCCAUACGUGUACAUACGUUACUGUGGCGUCAUACAGCUGCACGUUGUUGGUCAGGAUCUUUCACCUGUGCUCCGUGUUUAGUUUCCUUUAUAGUGUGCAUAGUGGAGGUGAACAUACUACAUGAUUAGUAUAAAUUGUUAUUGUUUAAGGCCUCUUAUAUCAAGUCAGGUUAGCGAAUACUUCAGGCAAUUCUUGUUAUACACAUUGUGGGUAUCGUGGGUAAAUAUUUCUUGAAUUUUCCAUAUAAAUCAAAGUUGUGUGGAGGAAAGGCCAUGCUGCAAGCUGCUCCCCUCCAACACUAUUUGGGCCUAAAAUACCCUCCAUUGAUUAUUAGGUGUGAUAAAUUGUGUACAGAUAGCAAGUGUGCACAUGAUGGGUGUACAUAUAACAAGGCUUGCCUGUGUUACAUGCUGUAUACAUUUCUUCUAACAUGUGAUGUCAUGUGGAAAGUGUUGCCAAGACUGCCGGCUGGCUGACUGCCUCCGGGGUGGCCGUCAGGUGUAACUCUCAGCCCCGGCAAGUGUUCUACAUCCUCAGUUCUCACUUUACACCAUUUUCUGCAGCUUUGUUAUGCCACACUUUUAGACCCUUGAUUGAGAGUCGGUCACUACCAAGAAUGCCUCACCCAUCCUUCUGACCUCACGGAGACCAAUGACAUCCCACUUAAUACCCUCCAUUUUUAGAGUAAUUCAGCUAAACUGCCUUGCCUUGUCUAAAGUCCUAGCAUUGUACAUUGCCAGGGUCAGAUUCCAGGGUGGCCUGUGUGCACCCAGAAUGUAUGUAUUACAAGGAAAUUAUUCCAAUUAUAUCUUGUUAGGUAAAGGUAAAGUUAAGGAGAGUAAGGCACAUGAGAGGUGAGGCUGAGACGAUGUAGCUGGCAUUCACACUUUUGGGCGACAUCAAAGCGAGGAAGCAAGAGUCAUUCUUGUGCUGGUCGCCCUGCCACCCAUGCCAGGAGUCAGCCACGCUCUGGCGUCUUAGAGUAAGUCUGAAAUAGCAACUUGAACACUGACUUUGCCUCGGAGGAGAAUGAGACGCAUCAUCCUGGAAGUUCUGCUGGACUGAGCACAGUGCAAUAACUUUUCCACGCUGAAGCCGAUGCUGCUGCAGAUGUUCCUCUCCAAUGCUUGAAGACAAGAGACUGAUGAUUCGUGUGUCCAGUGAACGUAAGGUUUGCCCACCAGUCUGCGGAAAGCCUUGGCAGCAUGUCGUGUGAGGUGAUAGAAGUUAAGAGAAAAGAAGAGAAACUUAAGUUGUCUGUAGAUGCUGUAUAUUUUCUUUCACCAUUGUAUCCAGUGCCAAAACUUUUAAGUUAUUAGUUUCUCAGCUUCCCACAAGCAGAGAUGCACCCCAAGGUAAUGAAAUCAAUACACCACACUGCUCCAAGGCUCUGUGGUCGUCACCCGGUGGAUCAACAUGCAAGGAAAAGUAAAUCAAGGACGGUGCAGUCACUGAAAACUUGUGUCCUUGUGUCGACGUUUCCAUUGGCCAUUGCAGCACCAGACGCUCAGAAACAAGGCCCAGGGUUGAGAAGGUGAGAGGGAGCCACCUGUUGAGGCCAAGCUAUUGACUCAAACCACUACGCUAACCACCACAAUCUUUGCUCCUCUAAACUUGCCUUCCCACCCCCACCCCCACAA